AUGGCGUCGAGCGCGCGCGACGGUGGCCGCGAUGGAGGAAUUGGCGGGAACUCGACGGGGGACGACGAUCGCGUCGGUGGGUUCGGUGACGAUCCGUCGAAUCGCUCGAGGGUACACGCGAGAGAGGGAGCGAUGGGGCGAAAGAGCGAGUGCGCGGCGUCGCCGGUGAACGUCCUGGACGCGCGGUCGAACGCGAGCUCAGAGAGCGAUUCGCCGAGCGAACUCGAGCUCGACGAGGCGGGUUCGAGCGAGAAGAUCGAGGCGAAGAAGACGCUCGAGGGGGGUAAAACAAGCGAUAUCGAGAGUGCACAUCGCGAGGCGUCGAUUGCGCGACGCCUGACCCGACCGAUGGCGCCGAGCGUUGACGUGGAUGGAUUGCAAAAGCGCGUGAGCGAACUCCGCGUCGCGCUGCAAACUUCCGAAAGGAUGUUGGAUAGAACGAAAGGGCGAUUAGAGCUCGCCGAGGGGGCGAAGCGAGCGGCGGAAUCCGAAUCUGCGACGUUGCGCGCGCGAGUGUGGGCGCUGGAGGGGAGCGGAUCUUUGGUCAAGUGUCGAGAUGACGAGGUAAAACUCGACGACGUCCGAGGACGACUGCUCCGGGAAGCGACGGUUGAACUCUCCUACGCCGCCAAGGCGACUUGUGCGGCGGAUCAUAAGAUUCAGAUCGCGCGCGCUGACUGCAAAAAAUUGCAGGAUACCGUUGCGGCGCUGUCGGGGGCGUCUUCCGAGGAAAACGACACGCUCUCGAUGGAGUUGGCGCAAGCGCGAAUGCGCAUUCGCGGCGAUGCGCGAGAAAUUGCCGAACUCACAGAGCGAGCGACGCAGGCGGAAGCGACCGCAAACAGACUGAAGGAAGCGAACGACUUUACCAAUGAUGCCAUCGCCCGGUAUCAAACGGCGGAAAAGGAGACACGACAGGCGAAGGAAUCACUGGUAGAGACGAUGCGGCACAACGAGUUCCUUCAGGGGCGCGUCACCGAGCUGGAAGAGAUCAUCAAAUCUGAUGGUACUAGUCACUACGAUCAGGAGCUCCGUCGCGUCCGAGAAUAUUUGGAAGCAGAUAUCGCGCGAUUGACCGCCGAGCUCAAGCAAGAACGGGCGGCUCGCAAGGCUGUGGAGCUUCAACUGAGUGGCGCGAUACAAGCCGACACUUUGCGUCUUCCAUCGGACAACGCCGCACUCGCGUCGGAAAAAUCGGCAACCGCGGAGCUUAGGGAGGAGAUCGAACGGCUGAAAGUGCAACUCGCACAAAAUCAACGUGCACAAACAAAGAAGUCGCGCAAAGACGACUGGGCCGAUGCGCUCGGUCUCCGCAACGAUGACGAUGAUGAGGAAGAGUUGGACGAGUCGAACGAACCGCUCAGCCCGACCGGAAUGCCGCUCGCUUUGCGCGAUGCCCUCGUCGAGGCUGCUCGUCUCGAGGUCGAAAAACUUGGGGAGAUGAAUAGAAAACUCGUCCAAGCGAAGCUCACGGCUGAGAAGGAGAGCGUGUCAACACUUGAGUACGAAGCGGCUAUCACCAGAAACAACGAGGCUUGGGCAGCGAAGUUGGCGAUGAUUGAGUUGGAAGCUACGAAGAGCCGCGAGCAACUCGUAACCUUGACGUCGAGAAGCAACAGCCUCGCUAGAGACCUGGAAGCGUGUCAGGCGGAGUUGGAUGAGGUCAAGCUGAUGAAUAAUAGGCUCAAGUCGUCUCGCUCAGCAAGUGAUCAAGACGAGCUCUCGCGUGAGGGUAGCUGGUUGAAUCUCCUUCCUCGAAGUACUUCUCGGAAGCAUUCCAGCUCGCCAGACUUUACUGAACUUCGCGCGAACACCGCGAACACAAAUUUGGUGUCCUUGGGAUCUUGGGCGAGUCUUAACGGAUUGGACGACGACGAGUUGUGCCGUGUAGACGACGACAAUGAAGACGUCACCGUCAAGACUCGAGAGGAGCCCGAACCAGAUGUCACCUCUCGCAAGAGAUUUCUUGAGGAAAAAUCGCGCAGUAUUCGCGAGAGAUUGGCAGCAAGAAGCGUGAAACCGCCUCUCAGUCCGCUGAAAACGUCGGAAGAGGCCAUUGAGAGGUCGAUUCGUGAGACGAGACUGGCUGUGGAGGCGAUGAAGGCCUCCCGCUCAUCUCUGCUCAAAACGACCUCAAACGCUCUGUCUGAUCCUCGCGCGCGUUGA
Molecule: messenger RNA, 2166 nt
Organism: Ostreococcus tauri
Lineage: Eukaryota; Viridiplantae; Chlorophyta; Mamiellophyceae; Mamiellales; Bathycoccaceae
Product: unnamed product
Exons: 1
Coding region: 1-2166 (721 amino acids)
Source: RefSeq, a predicted model, not a curated record